Gasterosteus aculeatus aculeatus (three-spined stickleback) is the source of this 2977-nucleotide messenger RNA. Its product is annotated as scaffold protein ILK. Lineage: Eukaryota; Metazoa; Chordata; Actinopteri; Perciformes; Gasterosteidae. Gene Ontology annotation, molecular function: protein binding; protein serine/threonine kinase activity; ATP binding. Gene Ontology annotation, cellular component: stress fiber; focal adhesion. The record is from RefSeq and is a predicted model, not a curated record. Gene Ontology annotation, biological process: cell-matrix adhesion; protein phosphorylation; integrin-mediated signaling pathway.
GCGGGGCCCCGGCUUUCUCAACCGCACGUCACCACGUACGUGCGGAGGCGGCGAGGGUGUGGACGACGUCCCACGGCACUCAAUCUGCUGCAGACAACAUAACGCUGUUAAUAACUUCUAACCGAAUUGCUCAGCAACAGGCGUUUGUACCCGGGUUGCUGGAGUGCUCCUCAGUUCCUCAGAAGGCGUCCCUCAUUAUCCCAGAUGAGGGACUGAUGCUGGCCAGGAUCCUGCUCAACCCCUCGGGUAGCCUCUCUCCUCCGUCCCACUUCAGCCCUGCAUCUACUCUUGACGGGUGUAGCUUAAGGGAAGGAGGAUUCACGUGCCACAAUGGAUGAUAUCUUCACGCAGUGCCGGGAAGGAAAUGCAGUGGCAGUUCGCUUAUGGCUGGACAACACAGAGAAUGACCUCAAUCAAGGGGAUGACCACGGCUUCAGCCCCCUGCACUGGGCGUGCAGGGAGGGCCGCUCCAGCGUGGUGGACAUGCUCAUCAUGAGGGGGGCUCGCAUUAACGUCAUGAAUCGCGGCGACGACACGCCUCUGCACCUGGCCUCCAGCCAUGGACAUCGCGACAUUGUGGGAAAGCUGAUCCAAUGCAAAGCAGACACCAAUGCAGCCAACGAACACGGGAACGCACCACUGCAUUACGCCUGCUUCUGGGGCCAGGACCUUGUGGCUGAGGACCUUGUGACCAAUGGGGCUCAGGUGAGCAUCUGUAACAAAUAUGGGGAAACUCCCCUGGACAAAGCCAAACCUCACCUGCGUGAGCUCCUAAAAGAACAAGCUGAGAAACUAGGACAGAGCUUGGCUAAAGUCCCCUUCAAGGACACGUUCUGGAAAGGCACCACCAGGACUCGACCCCGCAAUGGCACUUUGAACAAACACGCAGGCAUUGAUUUCAAACAGCUCGCUCUAGUGGCUAGAGUAAACGAGAACCAGUCUGGAGAGCUGUGGCAGGGGCGGUGGCAGGGGAAUGAGGUGGUUGUUAAGGUGCUAAAGGUUCGUGACUGGUCCACAAGGAAAAGCAGAGAUUUCAAUGAGGAAUAUCCAAAACUCAGGAUAUUCUCCCACCCGAAUGUCCUACCUAUGUUGGGAGCAUGUCAGUCUCCUCCCGCCCCUCACCCCAUCAUCAUCACACACUGGAUGCCUUACGGCUCCCUCUACAAUGUGCUGCAUGAAGGCACCAACUUUGUGGUGGAUCAGACUCAGGCGGUGAAGUUUGCGCUGGACAUCGCCUGUGGAAUGGCCUUCUUACACACGCUGGAGCCCAUGAUCCCUCGCCACUAUCUCAACAGCAAGAGUGUUAUGAUAGAUGAAGACAUGACAGCCAGGAUCAGCAUGGCAGAUGUUAAGUUCUCCUUUCAGUGUCCUGGCAGGAUGUACUCGCCUGCAUGGGUCGCCCCCGAGGCCCUGCAGAAGAAGCCGGAAGAGAUCAACCGUCGGUCAGCAGACAUGUGGAGCUUUGCUAUCCUGCUGUGGGAAUUGGUGACAAGAGAAGUGCCCUAUGCUGACCUCUCUAACAUGGAAAUCGGCAUGAAGGUUGCCUUGGAGGGUUUAAGGCCCACCAUCCCCCCGGGCAUUUCGCCCCACAUUUGCAAGCUCAUGAAGAUAUGCAUGAACGAGGACCCAGCGAAGAGGCCUAAGUUUGACAUGAUUGUGCCAAUUCUGGAAAAGAUGCAGGACAAGUGACCUCCUGUGCUCUUUGGUUCCGACCGUUUACUUAUGGGGAACGUUUUACCCCAAAUAUCGUUUUGAUAUGGUGGUGUGGUGCUUACCAGUAUUGCCUUAAACUCUUACUCUACCGCUGCGUUCAAUGCCACUGUAGCUUCUGAGAUGAAUUCAGCGGCAGUUGAUUUUUUUGUUUUUGUUUUCCAAAGUGUUUCCUUUUUUUAUUAGUGUCUUCAUCUUUGUUGCUGAUGCUGCUCAUCUUGUAAACUGUAAUCAUGUGGACUGAGUACAAUCAUCUUCAAACUGCUAGACUGAAUAACCUGUGGAGGUCAGCAUGACGGUGCAUCUGAGGCCUUAUAUUUCUUAACUGGAGUUGACUGGCUGUUGAAAAAGUCACAAUGCAAGGAAACCGCUUCUCUGUCAUGUUAGCUGUCCGUAGAACAAAUAAAAUAUUAACUCAAAGUUUUAGUAGGGGACAAAACUGAGUGUAACUUGGCUAGCAUGAAAAGUCUCUCAAAUGAAGCAUUUAAACCACAUUUAAGAUUAAGACUAAAUGUGUACAAGUGGUGGCCGGGAGAGUGUUUGGCUGUGUGUGGCUGUGUUGAGACUGAACAUGACCUGCUGACAGUGGUGUUAAACGGGCCAUGGAAACUUUAUUUGCAGUGCGGCAACAAAUAUCAGUGUUGAUCAAUACAGUUUUAUUUUCCAAAUAAUUAAAAAGAUAACAGAUUUUCUCUUGUUCAUAAUGGGAUUAUUCCAAUAAAUGACCGUAACCUAGUUUAUCUUCAUUAUUGUCAUUUCAAAAGUGUAUAAUUGUUGAUCAAAUUCUGUUUUCCUACAGAGCACAUCGUCUCCUCUAUUAAGUCUGAAGGUGUUUGUGUUAAAAUCAUGUGUUUUCAUGUUGAAUACAUACUUUUUUUCACCAGAAUGUAAUUUCUUCAUGGUUAUCAUAGGUAUAGUUAUUAUUUGUUGUGUUGUUGUUGAGCAUGAGUGCUGCCUUUCCUCCCAUUUGUAUGGCUACAUCAGAAGCCGCUGUGAGCAGGUGUCCGGGACAUCGAGGGGUUGAGUUUGCAUCCUACAAACUGUCAGGUUGUUGCAUCACUUGCUUUGAUUGUUGUCGUCUUCUGAAAAACCUAAAUGACUUUAUCUAUCUCCUGGCUUGUUUCUUCUACCUGCGUCUACUCCGUGCCUCCACCAGCUUGCUUGUUUGUGCUGCAUCACAGGUUAAAGCCAAAAUCAAGAAUCACUUCUACAAAUGUAUGUAUUUAUAUAUAAGUAUAUUAAAAAGGAAUCAUAUGGGCAACUUCAA